GAUUCGCAUAUUAUACGUAACCUGAAGUUGAAUCGCCAGUCCAUACGUGUUAUUGCUGCAGUCUGCCGCUUCUCGUCAUAUAUUCUCGCAACAAGUAUACUAUACAUCGAUUAGACAUGCGAAUAAUAAGCGUUUUUAAGAAGCACUAGCAAGCAUUAUGUCUGGGGCUAAGCGAGAUUUUCUUUCCAUCAGCCUCGGUUUUGAUGAUGACCAGAAAGAAACACGGAAAAGACAGUCUGUUUGGAGAGUAUGGAAAAGACUUUCAAGCCUCCAGAGAAGUGUGAUUUGCCUGAUUUUAGUUCUAGGAGGACUAAGUGCAUUAUACAUUUUGCCGGCUAUUCACCAUGGCAACCGUUUGUCGGGUGAUGAUUCUAAGUCAAGUAAGGACAAGAGGCAGGCUGUGGACUCAAUAUCUCAUAAUGCUGAUAACGGUGGUGAAUUCUUCCAGGACAAAAUAUUGGGACAGGGGAAUAAUGACAACCAACAGAUACAAGCUCCACAACCAGGACUGCCCAAGCUAAAUAAACAUGAUGACCUAAAGAGGGUUGCCAAGCAACAGAUUAAUGAGUAUAAUAAACGUCUACAGAAACAAAGGAGACCAGGAAUGAAGCCGCCACUGCAGCCCAAACAUGUCGUAGACCGACCACCUAAUGGAGGUGGAGAGGAGGUAGGCUUACUUCCUCCUGAUGAGAAACAGGAAAUACUUGAAAGGGAUGAAAAUGGGGACAAUGGAAAGGAAGAUGAUAAUGACAAAGAUGACAAUGUAGAUGGUCAGCUGAAUCAGCCAGAAAAAGGAGCAGACCCUGACUUUAAUGUGGAUCAGCAUGUUGUACCACCCUAUGACUACUUUAAUCAGGACGGUAAGCGGACAGACAGACAGGAGGCUGUAGUGGAUGCAUUCCGGUAUGCCUGGAAAGCCUACAAAAAGUAUGCCUGGGGACAUGAUGAGUUCCACCCUAUUACCCGCACACACUCAGAGUGGUUUGGAGUAGGACUUACAAUAGUAGAUUCACUGGACACACUGGUCAUUAUGGGACUCAAACCAGAAUUUGAUGAUGCCAGAGAAUGGGUUGCAACUGAACUAACUUUUGAAAAAGACAAAGAUGUGAACUUGUUUGAAAUCACAAUCCGUGUCCUUGGAGGGCUACUGGCCACAUAUCAUCUCACAGGGGAUGAUCUAUUCAAGGAAAAGGCUACUGACCUGGGAAACAGACUACUGCCAUGCUUUAAUUCACCAUCUAAUGUACCGUUUUCUGAUGUGAACUUGAUGACAAGUCGUGCUCAUGCCCCACGAUGGGGCCCAGACAGCAGCACAUCCGAGGUCACCACCAUACAGAUUGAGUUCAGGGACCUCUCCCGCGUCACCAAGGAUGACAAGUAUGAGAAAGCUGUAAUGGCUGUGAGUAACCACAUCCAUAGCUUGCCCAAAAAGGAUGGCUUGGUGCCUAUCUUUGUCAAUGCCAACACUGGAUCCUUCAGAGGAACUAGCACUAUCACGUUUGGGGCCCGAGGAGACAGCUACUACGAGUACCUUCUCAAACAAUGGAUCCAGACAGGCAAGACAAUGAACAUGUUUAAGGAUGACUUUGUGAAUGCCAUUGAUGGAGUGAAGAAACACCUGCUGAGAGAGUCAUCUCCCUCCAAACUUUUGUACCUGGGGGAGCUGUUGGGGGGACGUACAUUCAGUCCAAAAAUGGACCACCUUGUGUGCUACCUGCCAGGUACGAUGGCCCUUGGAUACAAGAAUGGUUUACCGUCAGACCACUUUGACAUUGCCAAGCGUCUAACAGAGACCUGUUACCAGAUGUACGCCCGGAUGCCUACCAAACUCAGUCCAGAAAUUGUCUAUUUCAGCCAGGCUGCACAGUCUAAAGAGGACCUUAUUGUCAAAGCACCAGAUGCUCACAACCUCCUGCGGCCAGAGACUGUGGAGAGCCUCUUCUACAUGUACCGCCUCACAGGGGACAAAAAAUAUCAGGAAAUGGGCUGGAACAUAUUCCAGGCCUUCCUAAAGCAUACAAAGGUGGAAAAUGGUGGAUUUUCAUCCAUUCAUAAUGUGAAAGCCAUAAAAGCAACGUUCCGAGAUAAGUUGGAAAGUUUCUUUUUAGCAGAGACAUUAAAGUAUUUAUAUCUUUUAUUUGGGGAUGACGAUUCAUUAAUACCCUUAGACAAAUUUGUCUUUAACAGUGAGGCUCAUCCUCUGCCUAUUUAUUCUUCAUGAGGAGUUCCGAGGGAAGUAAGGUAUGUCUGUAAUGCUUCGGAUGAUGAGUAUGUUAGAGAAGUGGCUUGAGAAAAGAUGUCUGCAGGAGCAUGAAUGAUGUGUGUAAAGAGAUAUUCGUUUGAUACAGGAUGUCAAGGUUUGGAUGGUGUCGUUAGGGAUUGGUUUUUCUCCCACCCUUCACAGGUGUGUCUCCCGUUUUAGCCGGGAAAGAUCAGCUUGUCAUCCCCUAGGGGGAGAUAG
Messenger RNA from Mizuhopecten yessoensis (Yesso scallop), 2461 nucleotides. Its product is annotated as endoplasmic reticulum mannosyl-oligosaccharide 1,2-alpha-mannosidase-like. Bases 158 to 2221 code for a protein of 687 amino acids. Gene Ontology annotation, biological process: carbohydrate metabolic process; N-glycan processing. Gene Ontology annotation, cellular component: membrane; endoplasmic reticulum. NCBI's taxonomy places the organism in Eukaryota, Metazoa, Mollusca, Bivalvia, Pectinida, Pectinidae. The record is from RefSeq and is a predicted model, not a curated record. The transcript is spliced from 11 exons. Gene Ontology annotation, molecular function: mannosyl-oligosaccharide 1,2-alpha-mannosidase activity; calcium ion binding.